AUGUCCAUAAUUUACAGACUAUUUAGCAUCAGACAUCAAGUAGAACAAAAGGAGACAGCGGACGUUACGUCUUAUGAUAACGAGAGUCCCACUCAGAGUAGCACCGAGAACCACCUGCCAUCCCUUUCAGCACAUGCCUCACCAACCGACCCUAUUGAUAAAACUCACAAAAGCGACGAAUCUAGCAAGAGUGACGAAUCCAGUAAGAGUGACGAAUCUAGCAAGAGUGACGAAUCUAGCAAGAGUGACGAAUCCAGCAAGAGUGACGAAUCUAGCAAGAGUGACGAAUCCAGCGAGAGCGACGAAUCUAGCGAGAUCGACGAGUCUAGCGAGGUCGACGAAUCCAGCAACAAUAACGAAUCUACAAAGGUCAAAGGGAAAUCCUAA
Penicillium soppii is the source of this 387-nucleotide messenger RNA. RefSeq lists its product as uncharacterized. The coding region runs from base 1 to 387 and encodes 128 amino acids. The transcript is spliced from 2 exons. Lineage: Eukaryota; Fungi; Ascomycota; Eurotiomycetes; Eurotiales; Aspergillaceae. The record is from RefSeq and is a predicted model, not a curated record.